This is a messenger RNA of Sardina pilchardus (European sardine), 7001 nucleotides long. It is a transcript of the gene slain2, whose product is annotated as SLAIN motif family, member 2. The transcript is spliced from 15 exons. Gene Ontology annotation, cellular component: microtubule plus-end. The coding region runs from base 194 to 2116 and encodes 640 amino acids. Gene Ontology annotation, biological process: cytoplasmic microtubule organization; positive regulation of microtubule polymerization; microtubule nucleation. The record is from RefSeq and is a predicted model, not a curated record. NCBI's taxonomy places the organism in Eukaryota, Metazoa, Chordata, Actinopteri, Clupeiformes, Clupeidae.
UGGGGACAGUAAAGAUGGCGCCGAUGCAGUUAGUGUGGGUGACUGCCCGGAGAAGAUGACGACGAUUAGCUCAUUAACUCUAUUAAGAAGUGGGGCGUUUUCAGUGUAAACUUUAUACAAUAGACUUUCAACUGCCGGCGAUUAUCUAAUCGUCGUCAAAAGACUGAUAAGACAGUCACAGAAGACAGCUACCAUGGAGGACAUCAAUUCAAAUAUAAACGCAGACUUGGAAGUGCGGAAGCUUCAAGACUUGGUGAAGAAACUCGAACAGCAGAACGAACAGCUUCGGAGUCGGUCGUCUUUACUCUCUUCGACCGGUGGGAUGUCAACUAACACGAGACCUCUGAGCGCAGGAUACGACUCGCCCUUGACGGCGGGAGCAGCGUCGGGGCUGGCCGGCUUCCCUGGGGUGGGGUUCGGUGGAACGAGGGGCUACAGUGGGCUGUCGGAAAACUCCCGUUGUUUGAGCCCCAGACUGUCAUAUCCUGGAAUGAAUUAUGGGGGACCAUACGACAGCGAUGGCGCUUGGGCUGCCACUGGUAUCACUUCAUAUGAUAACGAUGUAGGUGAUUUUUAUAAGGAGGGAGAAACAACAAUACUUGACGAAGUGGAACUCCUCGAUCUUGAGGACAUGGAUUGUCUGAACGAAGACGACGACAGCUGGCUGUACGAGGCCAAGCUAAACAGCCCGCUGCAGAAGGCCCUCAGCCCCGUGGUGUGGUGUCGCCAGGCCCUGGACAACCCCAGCCCCGAGAUGGAGUCCGCCAAGCGCUCGCUCAUCCACAGACUAGACCUCACCAUGUCAGCCAACAAGCGCAGGAGUCUGUAUGGCAACACCUACAGCCCACAGACAAGCUACGGCAGCCCGUAUGGGACAAACACGGCCAACAGCCCCUACAGCAGCGGCUUCAACUCGCCCUCGUCCACCCCCUCCCGAGUGCCCAUCGUCAAGCAGCUGGUGCUCCCCAGCAGUGCGGGCCACCAGCGGAACUCUGCAGAUAGGAAUCCUCCUCCGGUGAGCCCCCAGUCGUCGGUGGACAGCGAGCUGAGCACCUCGGAAAUGGACGAGGACUCCGUGGGCUCCUCCACCACCUACCGCCUCAAUGACGUCACCGACGUCCAGAUACUGGCCCGCAUGCAGGAGGAGAGCCUGCGGCAGGACUACGCGGCCAACGCGUCCCGUCGCAGCUCGGGCUCGUCGUGCCACUCUCUGCGCCGCGGCGGCAGCAGUGCCUACAGCGACCAGGAGCUGGACGCCCACAGCCUGGAGGACGACGAGGACGCCGUCGCCCCCUACCUGUCCCACGCCGCCAUGGCGCACCACCACCACCAGUACGGCCACUCCGGCCUGCCCGUAGGGGGCGCCAGCCGCUUCAGCCCCUCGCCCCGCCACUCUCCCCGCGCCUCGCCGCGAUCCCGCUCGCCGGCGUCCCGCGGCAGCACCGGCGGUGGCGGGGGGGGCAGCAUGGACAUGCCCCCCCACAGCAACCACAGAGCGUCCCCCCAGCCGGCCAGCAGCCGCCUGCAGCAGCCGCGCCUCUCGCUGCAGGGGCACGCACAGGACCCGCAGGCCAACGCCAUCAAGAACGAAGACAAGCUGAGGCGGAGUCUCCCGAACCUGACGCGGUCCAGCCCGGCCCACAGUGCGGCGUCUGCCGAGUCCGUCAGGAGCAGCCGGAGUGUGGAGUCCAACCUGCAGGUGCCCAACGGAGGCUCGCCCCGACACCAGAGCCAGUCUGCCAAAGCCCAGCACCAAAGGUACUCAGCCCCUCCUGCCCGCCCCUCCCCGAAAAGCAAACUGCUCCUCCAGAGCCCGUCAUCUCUACGAGUGUCCUCCCCCAGUAAGCUCCGGUCCCCGGCCACUCCCUCGCCUCUGGCCCUGCGGCAGCCGGUGAAGGCCGUGUCCAAUCAGAGCCCGGGAUCCUCGGCUAGCUCCACCCCCUCCCGCUCUCUGGGCCCCGCGGUCCGCAGCGCCCUGCCGCGCCCCAGCGGCUCUGCAGGCGGUGGCAUCCCUGUGCCCCGCAGCAAGCUGGCACAGCCUGUCCGCAGGUCUCUGCCAGCACCUCGCACAUACAGUGGCAUCCGGGAUGAGAGCUGGAGGGAGGGGUGCUAUUGACCGCACAAGACCCCCCCCUCCCCCCCACUCCUCCCCCCCCCUCCCCCCCACCCUGACCCCCUCCUCCCCCCCACCCUGACCCCCUCCUCCCCCCCACCCUGACCCCCUCCUCCUGUCCCUGUCCCUUCCCUUCUCUACCCCAACCCUGAGACACAAUAAUGCUGCACUUUAGCAAAAACAACAAAUACAUGUACAAGACAAAGAAGAAGAUAAAAAUAAAAAAACACAGGAGAAAAUGAUCCCAGACUGAAUCAAAAGAAUCCAAAAUGAACAAACAAACAAACAAACAAACAAACAAACACAUAAACAGACAUGAAUAUUUCCAUACAAUCACAACGUUCAAUAACUCACUGUCAAACGGGGACAUGGUAGCAGCAGACAGGCCAGAGCAUGCCAAAGAAAACCAGCAGAGCUCCGGACGCCGUCACCACCAGAGGGCGCUCUUGCAGAACAGAAACAGCGCGCCCACUACGCCAUCAGGUUGCAAAGUAACUAAUAAAAAUCAACCCCUCUCUCUCUCUCUCUGCUCUGUUUCUUCCACUCUUUCUCUGUCUCUUUAACCUCUCUUUUUCCUGAUGUCUAGUCUCCAUCAGAAAAGACUUGCCUUUUGUCUGUCAUCAGAUCUUAUGUUUGGGGGAUCCACGUGGGCUCUGAUGUUCUGUGAACGUUGUUAUAUGGUUGGCCUUCUAGUUUGCCGUUGCUGAAUGCGUGCCGGAGAGGCUGUCAUGACAUUGUUUUCAUUGCAGUUUUCCUUCAGCAAGAAUGUGUUCAUAUCUAUUGGACAAUUAUUUAUUUGAAAUAGAUAUUUAAACAAAAAAAGAGCUUUUUUUUGGUUGUUUUGUUUCAAAAUGUAUUCAUGUUCAGUAUUCUCUUCUUUUUUCUUACAUUUUUCAUAUGAAUUAUUUUUGUAAUGCUCAAUUUGAACCUCACUUCAAAGCUAAAUCUCCAAAGCAUUUGGAAUGGACUCACCUGGUAGAAGUGUGUGUGUGUGUGUGUGUGAGAUAGAGAGAGAGAGAGAGAGAGAGAGAGAGACACAGAGAGAGAACGUGUGUGUGUGUGUGUGUGUGUGUGUGUGUGUGUGUGUGUGUGUGUGUGUGUGUGUGUGUGUGCUCUGCUCAAAGCCAAGCAAAUAUCUAGACACAUAGGUGAAAAUGAACACUGUUGGGGUACUUGGGCUGCAGUAGUUUUUUCUUUUUUUUUUUAAUCUAUCAGUAGAUUGGGUUUUUUAUCAGAUUAUUGAAAACUGGUUGGUUUAAAUGUGGAAAGUCACUGUCACCUGCCACAUGGAAGUGCACACACUUUGCUGAUUGCAGCGCCAACGCUGAACCAGGUAGAAUGGAGCCGUGGGUAGCAGGCGAACUCCUCUCUGUCUGCUGUGAUGUGUAUCAGGAGCCAUUUGCUUUUCUCAUCUGUUUUGAUCAUCAUCAUCAGUAGGGCGGCUUCUUCCAUUCAUCUGUAUGACCGUGUGUCGGUGUGAGUUUGCUGUAUGUUUGUGGUGGUCAGUUUGAAGUAGGUGUGUGAUCAGUGUGUUUUGACAUAUCAAAAAUAUAACCCCCCCCCCCCCCUCCUACCUUACCUGACGACUUCCAAUUAAAUGUAACAAAUGUCCCACCUGGAAAAUGAAGUGGUCUCCAGCCACAUAGAGUGAGAGAAAUGGGUACAGUGCAAAAUAAACGUGUGGCCAAUUUCUUUUAAAAAAAAACAACAACAAACUUUGUAAACAGGAAGAAAAGGUGGCGACGGUUGCCGCUGAUCAUCCAUAUGAUUGUGACAUCACAGCACAAGGGCCUGUGAGCAAAAAGAAAAAAAAACAAAUGGUGCAGAGUUUGUGGAAUUAGUGCCUAUGAUUUUAAGGAACUUAAAGUCGGUUUCCUGUUUUUGGAAUGUUUUCUUGCUUGUUUUGUGCCAAUAGUGUUCAUUUUUGUUUUGCCAAUGUAAUGUUGCAUCAGUCAGGGGUCUUUGCAUUUCUGCUCAAUUUGAUUUUUCUUUCUAUGUUUGCAGCUUUACGGUUUUUUUUUUAUUAUUGUUAUUGGUUUUUGUUUGUUGUUUUGUAUUUUUGCAUUAAUGAAAACAUUUAUGAUUGCAUUUAUGAUUUGAAAGGAAAAGGAGUAUUGCGCAAGCACGCCUUGAUAUUUAAGAAUAACUGAUCUGCACAUGUACAAGAGGCUUUCUAUUUAUUUGACAGAGUUGCGUCGGUGUGGGGAAGUGGUGGUGUGGACUUUGACUCCGUCGGAGGGGCUCGGGGCCUGAGGGCUCAGACAAACAAAUAAACAACAGCCUGGCCAUUUUUGUGGGAUUGUUUUUUUUGUUAACACUUUUAUAUAACCACAGACAUGAUGCUCCGUACCCCGUGUGUAAAUUCACAUUUCAAAAUAAAUUGUAAAUAUAAGGAAUGGACUCUGCUUGGUGACUUUAAUGAUGAGUUUGAUUCAGUGUAAUCUUUUGGAUAUUUUCUGUACUGGAACAGGGAGUCUAACGGGGGACUUCUACAUCACUCUUCCCUUGGAAUUAUUUCCAUCCUGAAAAUAAAAACAGCAUGGUGCGCACCAAAAUGGCAGAAGCAAACAUCUCAGUGGAUGAGAACUAUUUCCAAUGUCCGAUUUGUUUGGAGCUGAUGAAGGAACCAGUAACUAUUCCAUGUGGACACAGUUACUGUAUGGAGUGUAUCACAAAGGGAUGGGACAAAGAUGACGAAAAGGGUGUCUACGGUUGCCCCCAGUGCAGACAGACGUUCAACCCGAGACCUGUUUUAGGUCGAAAUCCCAUUCUGGCUGACAUGGUUGCAAAGCUUAAGGCCCAAGGUCUUCAAAGCGUUCAAUCGGAUGGCGCGUUUGCUGAACCUGGCGAUGUGGAAUGUACGGUUUGCAUAGGAAGGAAACGCAAAGCUGACCAAACAUGCCUGGAGUGCCUUGAUUCCUAUUGUGCAGCUCACUUAUGCCGUCACGACGAAUUUUUUCUUGGAAAGAAGCACAAGCUGGUUGAGGCUGUCGCUGAGAUCCAGGCGAGAGUGUGUUCACAGCAUAACAAACCUCUGGAAGUUUUUUGCCAAACUGAUGGGAAGUGUCUGUGUGCUCUAUGCACCACAGAGCACAAAGGCCAUGAUGUAGUCUCACCUGCAUGUGCACAGGACUACGAAAAGCGGUCAAUUGAAUCAAGCCUACAGAGUGAACUCUUUAAGAGGGAAGCUGAACUAAACAAGCUGACAAAAAAUGUUGAGCCUAUAAAGUCCUCUGCACAGGCUGCAGUGGAGCAUUGUGACAGUGUCUUCUCAGAGCUGCAGGCCUUCAUUGAGCAAAAGCGUGUAGAGGUGGUGAAGAUGAUCAGAGAUCAGGAGGAGGAGGAGCUGAGUCGUGCAGAGCAGCUGCAGAAGGAGAUCAACGUGCUGAAGAAGAGAGCAGAUGAUAUGGCACAGCUGGCAAGCAAAGAGGAUCACAUACAUUUCCUACAGAGUCUCCCUUCUUUUUCCCCAAAAGAUUUACCACCUGUUACUGUCAGUGAAGACUUCUCAUUUAAAGAUGUGAAAACAUCUCUCUCUCAUCUAAAGAAUAUGGUGGCCGAAACGUGCACAAAUCAACUUGCACUUGUAUGGAGAAGUGUGAAGUUUGCAAUGUGUAAAAAGAUGACCAGAUAUGAAUUGAAGAAAUAUCGCCAUCAUCCAAAACUUGAUAAGGAUGCUGCACACAGACAACACCUCGUGUCUGAGGAAGGCACCAAACUUGAACGCGGUCGCAAUUCUACCUUUAGAUGUAAUCAUUUCAGAGAUUACGAACAGACAUUGUGUUUAGAAGGUCUUUCCAAGUGUGCAUAUUGGGAGGUUGAGUGGGAUAGUCCAUAUAGAAUUUCUAUUGCAGUUGCAUAUCAUGACAUUGCACGGAAUGGUGAAAACAGCAGGUUUGGGUUUAAUGACAAAUCCUGGUGUUUGAGAUGCACAAAGUCUAGUCUUACUUUUUCACACAGUAGUGUCGAGACUGAAAUUCCAGGCCCAGCCCCCUCCAGAAUAGGGGUUUAUCUGAAUCACCAGGCAGGAAUUCUGGCUUUCUAUGGGAUCACUAACUGUGACAAUACAACAGAUCUUAUUUACAGAGUUCAGGCCAGAUUUACCAAGCCAUUAUUCCCAGGAUUUUGCCUGUCAGGAGGCACAAUAAAAAUAGGGUUUUAAGGGUUUAUUGGCUACAGAAAAUGCCAUCCAAGGGUCACAGAGAACACCCCCAAUAAAAAUGUGGCUGUUGUUGACGACAUGCAUAAUAUGCUGCAGCAUGUAUAUUUAUGGUGUUUUCUGAAUUUUCAGCCAUUUAUUGUGUGGUAUGCAUUAUGCAUGUGAAAUGCAUUAAAUGUGUCCUACAUUUUGUUUGGUGUAGUGAGCAAUGAUAUACAUAUAGCCUUGAUUUGUACUAGCUCUAGGUGUUGAUACAUUAAGUACAUAUUGUGAGCAGUUCUGAAGGAUAAUGUUUCAUUUUGAAGUAUAGUUUUAAGGUAAAGGAUAAAAUGUAGACAGAAAAAGCCACAGCCCUUUGUAUAGAAAAGGCUAUAGGACGGCUAUAGAAACAUCAGCUAUUACAAAUUGAAAGUAGACUGGUAUUUGUGUACUGCCACAGGUCCGUAAACAGUUAUGUUGAGUAGUACUUAUUUUUGAUGUACUUUACAUUAUAUUCACAUUACACAUUAUAUUUAAGCAAUAUCACAGGAGUGGGAGUGAUGUUGGUAUAGGAUCUCACCACAGCUGUAAUUUCGGCCAUAGGUACAAAGAUCAUGAGAAGUAGUUUGACCAAACCAUGCUGUGGCAGUGAUUUUUGUUUUGCAAAGCCCACUAGAGAAACGUGUUCUGUGUAUUAAUAUAUAGGCUAUAUUGUUCUCAGAAAAACAAAAUAAAGAUUUUUUUCCAAAA